UUGCGUUAAAACGUGACAUGAUAAAUCGUCGGUAGAUACUCAAAAAUACGUGAUUCAUAUUCAAGUGAUAGAUAUAUAGUACGGUUACCAUUAUAAAUCAUUCGAUAAUCCAAUCUUUAUAACACUUUGUUGCAGCAUUCUUAAUAUAAAAAAAGUUGAUACCAAUGCAAUGAUCAUCUCUCAUUAUGAAGUUCUCAACUGUGUCUUCUAGCCUUGAGACCGACUGCUUGCCAAAGCCACUCCACCCAUUUCUUCGUCGACUAUUAUUCUCUCAGGAAGUCAAGAGGACUUUUCACAGUGCAAUCACUUUCCCUCCCAAACGUUCCGUCAUUUUCUUGGAAGAAGAUUCGUUUCUCCUUCCUCUUGAGCCCAACAUCCUCUUGAACCAGAUUUUGCCAGCGGCUCACGUACAAAAUUGCAUAAGCUUGCUCUCAUGUAGAGAAUAUCCUGCUGGCUUUCUCUGCAUGUGGCUUUCUCUGCAUGGGGCCUGGUCUUCUUUCAGCAGGUUGACCAGUGGCUCGUCCGUUGUUCACGGCAGAAAAAGUAAAGCAACGAUCUUUUCCGUGGUGUUGCUAUGAUGGCCGAUGGGUCCUUCGAGAGUUGGGUUAUUCCGUUGUCCAAGGUGUAAAAAUUUGUCGCCUGAUCUCUCCUCUUGUGUACCGGUGUGGUGCUUAUGGUGCGUUCCUUAGAGAGAGAAGAAAGAAAGACAGGAGUAAAGUAGCAGUGACUAAACUGGCAACACCCCUCUUUUAAUUGAACUGUGAAGAAGAAGAAUGCACUGCCGGCUAAUUCGGUAUUCACUUCCUCGGAUACGGUUAAUGUUAGUGAUUCUGAUAUGAAGAGGGAAGGGGUGUGCCGGAUGCUGUCCAGGGCAGAAAUGAAACAGUAGUUUCUGCAAAAAGUGAUCUUGAUGUAAACAGUAAUUCUUCAUCAAGGACACAGGAGGAGGAUUUCUGCAUGGACAAAGGGAUGGAACUGAAGGUGGAUCGAUCAGAGGCUGUUGUGGAGGCUGGUUACGGUCUUGAAAGUGGAGGACCCUUGAAGAUCGAUUUGAGCAGGCCAAAAUCUAUAAACUCAAGCAUGGAAGGAGGUCUCAGAGAGAAUCCAGCUAAUUCGACCCAAUAUUCUGGCCGGCCGAGUUUGAGGGUUGAUGCUGACCAGUGGGACAAGAUUGGAGAAUGGUUUGAAGGGUUUGCUGGGAACUCCAGCAAUGUCGUUGGAACGAGUAGGAUUCCCUCACAUGCAUAUGUUGAUGACGGCUCGUCAAGUCAUCAACCUUGUUCCUACUUUGAGCAUAGCAAGCCGGUGAAGAGUAAUGUCCACAUAAAUGGGCUUAAUAGAGGGGAGAUCUUGGACUUGGAUGCUGAGCUCCUGAGAAAGUGGGAUGAUUUGAAAUAUCACUUCAGCAGAAUUAACGAUGUAUCCAAGAGAACUGGUGAGACGGUUUUUCUUGAUAGGGAGGGUAUAUCCGAGCCUUUUGAUGAUAAAUUCAAGUAUGUCCCUGGUGGAGUCUUGACCCCAGGAAAGCCUAUGCUGUUGCACCCUCAUUGGAUUCAUCAUCGUCAACAACAUUCUAUUCCUUCUAUUGGUAGCAUCGGUCGAGAUACACAUGACAUAUGUCCACCUCCUAUUUCUAGGAGCGCGGCAAUGUUGAGGCCUCACCAUCAAUUUGAAGAACAAUCUUAUCGAGGUCACUUGAAUAAGUACAUGGAUUUGAAUCGAGAUUUCUCUGCAACGGAUUCACAAGAUUCCUCCCUUGACUGCACCUUGUGCACCUGUUCUCACUGCCGUCACAAACAUGAGCAAACUCCUCAAUUGGUCCAACCAGCUCCUUUUGGCAGUGAAGGGAGUGUAGAGUACCCUGCGAAUUCCAUCUCCUAUUACCAUCGUGAUCCCAUCCAAAUUUGGCCUCGUGGUCAUAUGGGUGUUCAUAUUCCCCCUAUGAGUUCUCGUUAUCCACGGCCCCAAAGAAGAUGGCCAACCGAGAGUAUUGGUUCAGACACAGAUACCGCCGGUUCUCAGCAGAAGAUAAUUGUGAUUUCCAAUAGAAGUAAGAAGCAUUACCAUCCAAUAUCAGGUGGCGCUCCAUUUAUAACGUGUUGCAAAUGCUCUGAGUUGCUGAUACUACCUUCCAAUAUAAGUGUGGAGAGGCGUAAAAAACCAAAUCUGCAAUGUGGGUCCUGCUCGACUGAACUCUUGGUUGAAGUUCUGGGCAAAAGGCUUUUCACUUCUAAUGCAAGACAGUCAUCUUACCUUGACAAGAACGGUUCUAAUGAGGUAGUGAAAGAGAAAAUAGCUAGUUUGCAACGCUGCUUGGGCAUGAAAGGGAUAGACUCCUUGGGUGAAGGUAGUGCCAUAGACGUUUGCUCUCCUGGUCAUGGCAAUUCCAGUUUCCACGAGAAAUGUGAAGCAAAUGAAGAGUCAGGUGACCGGCAAGUGAAUAUGCAGAAGUACAAGCAGGGCAGUAGUCUAGCUCCAUCUUCCCAUUAUUCUGAGGAAGAAGAAGUUCCAAAUGAGGUAAAGCUCGGGAGAGACUUAUCCUUUUCUGCAGAGAAUCCAUCACUACAUGAAGAGUGUCCCACACUUCAAUGCUUAACAUUCACCAAGAAUCUCGAUAAUUCUAGUUCUAAAAUAUCUGAGGAUCAAUCUGCAGAAGAAAGUGAAAUUAAAGAUAUACGUCAGGAUUUUUCGGUCCAAAUAAGUUUCCCAAGACAAAAAUCAGUGCAGGAUACAGCCACAGAAACUGAGAUUGAGUCCUCGUUUAAUGACUACCUUAAUGCAUCUCAAGAUUCUUCGGAUGCAAGUAAAGAAGCAGAUCAAUUGAAGACGAAGAAAAGGGACAAGUUUUUCUUUGUGAGCCUCAUUAAGGGCAUUAGAGAUUUCUCAAGAUCUAAUGAGAUUGUGGAGAUUGAAAAGCCUACUGUCAUCAUUAAUGGGCACCCUAUACCCAACCACCUUGUCAAAAAUGCUGAAAAACUUGCUGGGCCUAUACUUCCAGGGAAUUAUUGGUAUGAUUUCCAAGGUGGGUUUUGGGGUGUGAUGGGCGGACCUUGUCUCGGGAUAGUUCUGCCAUUCAUUGAAGAGUUCAAUUAUCCCAUGCUGGCGAACUGCACUGCUGGAAACACGAGAGUCUUUGUGAACGGGAGAGAGCUACAUCAGAAAGAUCUGGAACUACUUGCCAGCAGAGGACUGCCGACGGUGCCAAAUAGGUUCUACAAAAUCGAGAUUUCAGGAAGAGUAUGGGAUGAGAAGUCUGGCAAAAAGCUAUAUAGGCUUGGAAAUCUUGCGUCAAAGGUGCAGAAGGCAAAGCAUGGAUUUGGCAUGCGUGAUUACAGGCAAUGAAAAUUCUCUGGAUAGUAAAUACACCCUGGUGCUUCAUGUAUAUAGAUAGGAUGCUUUUCUUUUCCCUUUUUUCUCAGGUGAAAGUCAAUUAUUGUUAUAAUUAUUAGGUGAUUGGAUCUACCCAAAUCGUGCAAAUUCAUGAGCUCACUAGCUUUGUAAGCUUUUCCCAAUUUAAAUUCAAUGCUACCUGUUGGUAUUGUCGAUGGAUUGCCAAAUUU
This is a messenger RNA of Eucalyptus grandis, 3560 nucleotides long. RefSeq lists its product as uncharacterized. Bases 958 to 3342 code for a protein of 794 amino acids. Lineage: Eukaryota; Viridiplantae; Streptophyta; Magnoliopsida; Myrtales; Myrtaceae. Gene Ontology annotation, biological process: regulation of defense response to fungus. The transcript is spliced from 6 exons. The record is from RefSeq and is a predicted model, not a curated record.